AUGCGUGCAGUUGGUAAAUCGCUUUUAUACGAUUUAUUGAAAUCGGAAAAAUUUAACGUUGUCACUUCAAUUGGACGAAGAGAAAUUGAAUAUGAUGGUCCAAAUAAGGAAUCUUUGAUUCAAAAAGUUGUUGAUUUUGAAAAAUUGAAUCAACAUGCGGAUGAUUUUAAAGGGCACGAUGUUAUAUUUUGUACAUUAGGUACAACAAAAGCAGCAGCAGGAUCAGCAGAAAAUUUUAUAAAGAUCGAUAAAGGAUAUGUGAUAAAUUCUGCAAAAUUGGUUAAAGAACAAAAUAUCAACAAUAGUAAAUUACAUUUUUUAUAUUGCUCGGCCGGUUGGACAGAUGCUAAUUCAUCCAAUUUAUAUAUGAGAGUUAAAGGAGAAAUCGAAAAUGAACUGUGUGGAAUUGGAUUUGAUCGUGUUAGUGUUUUUAAACCACAUUUUUUAAUUCCAAAGGAACCUAGAGGUAGAUUAUUGGAAAGUAUUGGUAUGAGGACGGCCAAAUUUUUUAUGGGAAAUAGAGCUACUAUUGAUGUAGAUAUUGUUGCUAGAGGUAUUUACUUGGGCUUUUUUGGAAUGGUUUUUUGGUUGUAA
Entrophospora sp. SA101 is the source of this 594-nucleotide messenger RNA. The record is from the annotation of a GenBank genome assembly. NCBI's taxonomy places the organism in Eukaryota, Fungi, Glomeromycota, Glomeromycetes, Entrophosporales, Entrophosporaceae.